Messenger RNA from Branchiostoma floridae (Florida lancelet), 3562 nucleotides. RefSeq names its product protein FAM114A2-like. The transcript has 15 exons. The record is from RefSeq and is a predicted model, not a curated record. The coding region runs from base 270 to 2213 and encodes 647 amino acids. Lineage: Eukaryota; Metazoa; Chordata; Leptocardii; Amphioxiformes; Branchiostomatidae.
GCUAAUUCCAUUGAUAAACCCUGUAAGUAAAAUUCUUAUGUCACAAAACUCAAUUCUAAAACACAAACAGCUCUUGGUUAUUCUACACAGAUUUUUUAAUCAUCAUCCGAAAAUGCGCGAAUCGGUGACAAUCAAAUGACGCAAUAGCUUUACUUCCGGGACCAAAACAAGACGUUUCCAGUUUGACGUGGCCUUUGGAGAGUGUAGCUCGGCAAAGUGCGCGAAAACUUCCCAGGCAAUGCUACUCGACUGACAGAUUGCUACUCGCCAUGUCAUCUUCUGAAGCAGAGGAGGAGGGGUUCGAGAGUGCAGGAGAGGAUGUUGAGGAGAAAACAAAACACUCACCCAAGAAAAACAAACAAACAGCUGAAAAAGAGAAAGAUGAAGCAGCAAGUAAUGAAUCCACAGAGAAGUCACAGACAGCAGAGGAAGUGAAGACAGAAAAAGAGGAAAGUCAAAAGGACACUGAGGAGGUUGAACCCAAGAAGGAGGAAAGUCAAAACAACACUGAUAAGGCUGAACCUAAGAAGGAAGAGGAUGCUGUAACCAAGGAGGAGGAAGAAGAUGCUGUGCAGAGCACUGAAGCCACACCAACUGAAGGGGCUAAUGUCAAGGAUGAUGAAGUGGCUGAACCUAAAGCAUCCGCCAAAAGUACUGAUGAAGAUUCAAAAGAAGAAGUAAAGGAAGAAAAAGAGCCAGGAAAAGAAGAGGACAAAGUAGAAGAACCCCCCAAGGAUGGAGAAGACAUGGAGAGAAAACCCAUCCCACUGAGGAAGAGACCAGGUAAAGAAGAAGAGGAGAAAGAAGAGAAAAUCCAUUCUGCCUUGGACAAACUGGCUGGAGAGGAGAAGCCAUCAGGUGGAUGGGGCUGGGGUGGUUGGGGGUCUUCUUUUGGAUCCUCUCUGAUGUCUACAGCUUCAGCUGUUGGGCAAAGUUUUGUAUCUGUUGUAGAGGAUGUGGAGUCAUCAAUAGGAUCAGGUCUGACCACCGUGGUCCAUGGAGUCGAGUCCUCCCUGGGAAUCCCUCCUCCAGAGGAGAUGUCAAAAGAUGAGGCUGAGACAGCCAAAGAAGACAAGUCAAAGGAGGAGAAGGGACCAGAGGAGAAAGGAGAAUCAGAUGAAACAAAAGAGACAAAAGAAGAGAAAGAGGAGGGAGCAGAAGGAGAGGCCUCACCUCAGCAGACAUCAGGAGGGGGACUAUGGGGGGCCCUGGGGGUGUCCAUGGUGGCAAAUGUUGUGCAGAACACGACUAAGAAAGUGGUGAGUGGAACCUUGGAUUCGCUGGAGUAUGUCGGUAAGAAGACGAUGGAUGUGUUGGCUGAAGGUGACCCUGGAUACAAGAAGACUAAACACAUCAUAGAGGUGGCAGGACAGAAAUCUCACCUGUCACAGGUGUUGAGAGAAGCGAAGGAGGAGGCGGAACAACGAGCUAAAGAAGCCGAAGAAGAGGAGGCGCACAGGAAGGCCAACUUUGGCAUCAUGUUUGAUGAGUUUCAAGGCUUGGCCCAUCUGGAGGCUCUGGAGAUGUUGUCCAACCAGAGUGAAGGGAAGGUGCAGGCUGUCCUGUCAGCCCUGUCAGGGGAGGAGCAGGAGGAGCUGAAGGCGGAGCUCAUCCAGGUGAAGGAGGCCUUCAAACUGGAGGAUGUGGUGGAGGAGGAGGCUGAAGCACAAGAAGUGCAGGAGUUCGCCAAGACUGUCACUGAGCUUCUGUUUGAACUGCACAUAGGGAUGACUCCUGAUAAACUGAACAAGGCCCAGACUGAUGCUCUGGAGUACCUGACUCAGAGUGAGAAGGAUCUGGAAGAAGGAGAGACAAAGGAUCCACAGGACCUGCACACAGCAGCCAUCCAGAUGCUGGCUGAGCUGACUGCCAAGUCCAUCCACCAGUUUCUGAAGGCUGCUGAGCUCAUCCUCAUGCAGAAAGACCCUGAGAAAACACCACUGGAGAGGGCACAGACUCUCACCAAAUUAACUUCUGCUCUGUGUGAGGAGGUUUCAGUCCUGUCCAACAAAUACUGUGUCUGCCUAAACACUGCAGCGAGUAAAGCAGAGAAACCAGAUGACUUCAGUCACUUGAUAACCAAUGUGUACCUUGAGGCCUCCAAUAGUGCCUCGUACAUCCAGGAUGCCUUCCAGUUGUUGCUGCCCAUCAUUCAGGAAUCCUGUAUCCAGACCAAGAACCUGGCACUGUCUGCAUUCCAGAAGCACCUAUAGCCUCAGCCUAUAGUAACCUGUAACAGUGAUGCCUUAGACAGCUGCAGCAGUUCUAUUCCUUGGUUUUACUUCUGUUUAAUUAGUGUUAGAAAAUGUUGGUUUUCAGUAUGACCACCUGUUCAUGUUCUGAUAUUGAAAUCUGAAUUCCGAGUGAUAAUAGUCGGAAUAGAUUUAUUGGGAAUAAUAUUGGGAAGUGUAUGUAAUUGCAGACAAGAUGUCUGUGAAGCUGAUUUUUUAAUGAAGUAUUUCUCUGAGCUUUGUUAUCAUUUUAUUAUGGGACACUUUUGGCCUUGUGUCAUUCUGUUGAUCCAAUUUUUGCUGAAAAAAUAGAUGAAAGAUUUGCAUGUACACAAGGAAUUGAAAUGUUGUGGCCUUUGUCGUAUCCCUUCAUAAGAGGGCUGUUGUGUGCCUAGUGCCUGUUGUACAUAAAAUGUACUGUGUCAAUAUUAAAUAUGCAGCUGGGAUGGCAUAGUUGGAUUAAAGUUUCUAUCUUACACGUUAUACAUCUUACCAAAGCCUUGAAACUCUGCUAAGAAAUGUGACAUAAGCUGUCAUUUAGUUAAGCUGACACGAAUGUGUGGCAGUAUGACUUAAAAGAUGUGUGGAAGUACCAGUUAUGUUCAAAGGGAAAAAUGAAGAUAAGUUGGUGAUCAUUUUUGGUAUUGCGCAUAUUGAGGUGUAUCUUUGUUCGUUCUUACCUAAAAAAUCAGCAAUGGAGAGGGCUAUUAUAAUGUUCACUAUACAUGGCUUAUUUAUAAGUAAUAUCUAAUUAGGUAGGUAACUUAUUGAGUCAGCUAACUCCAGAAAACAUUGGUUGCUGCAUUGCAAAGGUGUGAGUUUACAAAUCGUUCUCUUUUGUUGCAACAGAACACCCAAUAUUUUGUAGGUUUAGUCAUUGUAACUAACACGUUGCUUAUGUUAUCUACAUUGUAUGUGUUCUUUGUUGAAUAACCUGCUGUUCUCAUCAGUGGCAGAAAAAUUAGGGACAUCGCAAAAUGUUUGUCAGUCAUUGGUUUUCCUCAUUAAAUAACCCUUUGAUUCAGUGCAAAGCUAAGGUUAUGAAUCUUUUGAGGUGUUGUAGCAUCCCCUGCAAACUCCCUCUUCUUUAAAUCCAAAGCAAAAUACUUUGCUGUGAAUUUGUGCGACUUUGUAGUUGAAAACAAUAUUAACUAAUGUAAUCAAUCAUCGUUAUGGAUAACGCAAUAGUAAAAGUUGCUCAUGAUAUAUUUUGCUAGAUCAAAUUAAGCUUUGAUACAUAUUUUUCUUCAAGUAGAUUUGUCUGUCUUGACUCUUGAACAGUGCAGUGCUGGAUGUGAGAUGUAACAAUGAAUAAACAUGUUUAGAGUAAG